Aphanomyces astaci is the source of this 240-nucleotide messenger RNA. RefSeq lists its product as hypothetical. The transcript has a single exon. The record is from RefSeq and is a predicted model, not a curated record. Lineage: Eukaryota; Oomycota; Saprolegniomycetes; Saprolegniales; Verrucalvaceae. Bases 1 to 240 code for a protein of 79 amino acids.
AUGCCACCUUCCGCGACGGUAGCGAGCCUGGAGGCCGUGAAGAUGAAUUGCUUCUAUUACCUGCGCAUGCAGAAGAGCCUGAUCAGGAGCUUAUUUGGUAAAGUGUUACCAAAUGCGUUUCUGAUUCAGCUUCCCGGCACGAUCAUCAACCCUGACCUCAACCUUUCUGACGUCUGGGCGCGCCUCGAACUCGAGUAUGCGCAGUCGUCGCUCGAUGUGAGCACUACCUUGUACCAAUAG